AUUAGGCUUUUUUCUCGAUUUCGCUCGUUUUCCUGCGUUCUCUUAUUUCCUGCAUAUUAUGUCAUUUUCCCGCCUAUUCAUUUCGAGUCAUCGGAAGGUGGACUUUGACGUUAGCUUUCUCAUACAGGAUCUGGCCAAUGUGCCACUGGUCAGUGGUUUAUAUUUCGUCAAAUGGCGCAUAAAGCAUGCUUCACCGUCCAACGGAUACACAGCUAGAGAAUCUAUCAAGGAUCACUGUAUCGUGUGGAAUCAGCCUGCAAAUACCAUGGUGCAACUGAUCAUCAACAAGCACCAAGCACUGAACCCUUGCGAACUCAAACUGGAAGUGUUUCAGCAGUUGGGUGGUAGCAAGGCCAUUGUUGCCAUUGGCGACUUGACCAUCAAUCUAUCUGAGUAUUCUCGUUCCGGAUUGACCACACGAAGGUAUCUACUCGAUCACUGUAAAUUCAAUUCCACCAUCAAGUUAUCGAUAAAUUUGACCCAGAAAUCUCGAAUCGAUGCCGAGUUUUCAACACCGCCAUUGAAAAAGCAGCACAUGUUUACCGAUAUCCCCUCCCUGAUCACCGAGCGCAAAGACCGUAAUCGAGCCAUUGAAGAACAAUCACUAGGUGAAGCGAGCUUUGAGAAUGAUUUACGCGCGGGCGUGUCCAUGGUGAGAAAAUCAAGUUCGGUCAUGUCUCUUCCUCAAUUUUGUAGACAAACCAGUACUUCCGAACGCGUGUCUCCUAAAGACCUUGUGGAACAGCUUUUCAUCGACAACCAUCUGUGAUGGGCGACAAUGCUGAUCGGCUCCCACUUUGUAUUAUUAUUCCCUCACUUUUUUUUUCGGGUCCUUGUAUUUAAUGUUGUCUUUUAAUUCCUCUUGUAUAUGUUCCGACAAAAUAGACUGUAAUAUAAACAAACAACACAAACAACCAGGUCCAUGAGUGUUGCUUACUUGAACUCCCUUGAGGGCAUUGCAAGGGCAAUUAUAUAGUGGUUUUUGGAUGAAUUCGGUAGAGAAAAAGGACCGUGAUAGUUGGAUGUAAGCAUUGCUUGCUGCAAUGUCUCUUGCGCACUUGUUCUCUUGGAAUGAAAAAUCCACCUUGCAGCGACCUCAGUGAACAUGGCUGCGCCAAGCUUCGGAGACUCAAAUAGGGUCCGGACCAUAAAAUCUUUAGCAACAGGUGCUCAGCAGGAAAAUUGGGCAUAUA
Molecule: messenger RNA, 1193 nt
Organism: Radiomyces spectabilis
Lineage: Eukaryota; Fungi; Mucoromycota; Mucoromycetes; Mucorales; Radiomycetaceae
Product: N-terminal C2 in EEIG1 and EHBP1 proteins-domain-containing protein
Exons: 6
Coding region: 59-769 (236 amino acids)
Source: RefSeq, a predicted model, not a curated record